CCCACUGUUAACUAUGAUGCCGAUGGGGAGGACCGUACCUUGCUACCCCAAGACAACCGCAACGGCUGGGUCAACCCCGAGGAUCUGUCUUCUAUGCCACAAUGUAUCGCCCAGCAAGAUCAGUCGGCCUGGCUGGAUACCAUGACGGAAUGCACCGGCAAACGAUGCACCUUUCACCUCGGAGUCAUCUGCGCCCACUACCAAUGGCUGACCCAGCUCAGCUGUCUCAGCACUGCAUUUUCCUCCGACGUCAUUACAAGUUAUUUCCCAUACUGUGAUCGAUCGAUACUCGCCAAAGCGCAGUUGUAUCAAUGGAUUCGCAACAUCACCGGUCGAACGUGGCUUGUCGAUGUCGGCGACACGAACAGCCUACAGCAUCUCUCCCCAGCCUCGCUAGCCAAAGGGUACGCAGCUCUUGAUGUGAUUGACAAUGCACCGAAAUGCCUGACCGACUCGACUUCUGCGUCCUUGGUGGAGUCAUUUCAACAUGUUAUAGCCUCCUGUAGCUUCACAGGCACUACCAGACACACCGGAAAUGCUGCUCGUCCUUGGGAAUAUAGUGAAUCUCUACGGUCCAUGGUCGCUCUGGACUUUGAAACUGUUGGCUACGACCUCGUCCAGCAUCGCAUCAGCGAUGACGACUAUUUUGAUCAGGAUUGCUUCUGCAGUGCCUUCACAAUAGACUUCACGAAAGAACCCUGUUCAGAGUCAGACCUGUUGGAUUUGACGAAGGAGCGCGUCUGGAUGAAUGCCACCUGUGGAUCGACGUCCCUGCCCGAUCACUGGACGGACACACUCAAAACCACACAAUUCGCAUACAUCCCCAUCGAAAAUUGGGACUGGCCCAUGUGUGUCGCGGAUAUGCCGGAGCAGGCGAUCCAGCUUACUGAUCAGUGUGCAACCGACGCCUGUGACAUUGACUCAAGCGGUUACUGCAAAGUCAGGCGUGCAGUGGACAGGGCUUGCUUUUGCCGCAAUAUUAGCUACGAUUCCUGCGGUGGUUCGUGCCAGGUAUUCGAGACCCGAAUCGACUAUAUCAAGUGGCUACACGGUCUGUGUGGCAAUGUGCACGACUGGCACGGUCUGCCAGAUCACUGGCGUCAAUUAGCCGUCCCUACCCCUAGCGAUAUGAUUCCAUGGGGAUGGACUCUCAAGCCAUCCAUCGACUCAGACAUUGCUAAUACGACUCGGUUGGGAUCCUUCGGGGUAACGGAGCCAUGUGCCUCGAAUGAAUGGAAGCUCGGAAGCUUCGCUUUAGUCCACAUAGCUACUUUCCUUGCAGCACUCCUCGGCCAGAAAAUAAGCAUACAUGAUCAAAUUGCACGCGGCUUUCUAGGGCACUCACACCCGUGGAGUUGGUUUUCCAAGGGGAUUUUGAUCGCUGCUCUGCAACUCUUGGCACAUUGGUCCAAUAGUUUGAUUGUCCAGACAACCCCUGGGUAUAAGGACACUCCCGUGAUUCAAUUGAUGCUCCUCUGGAGCUCCAUGCCUCGGCUUGCCUGGCUGCCCAUUUUGCUGAUCGGUCUGCCAUCCUUCGAAGCGAUGAAAUUCUCCACGGCUGCGUCUUUGCUAUUCGCGGAAACUAUCCUCCAGUGUAUAUCAUCCUAUUACAUGUUCAUGACCGUCAAUUACGGUCGAGAACACAACUUCUACCUCGGAGGUAUAGAAGGAGCAGAGAGAGCGAAACAGGCAAAAGCCAUGUAUGCCGGAGCACUCAUGUGGCUUGUCAUCAUCAUCAUAACAGUCGUCCAGUUAACGCGGGCUAAGCGCAAGACGGACAGACUGACUAGAUCCGGUCGUCUCGAUCCACAAACCCAGCCAAUACACUACAGACAAGUCACGAAAAUAACAACACUACCAGCCAGCUUGAAUGAUACUUACACAAGGCCCAGGGAGAACUUACCCGCAUAUAAUCAGAUAAACAAUGAUACCCACCACUUCGUUUCCCAGAAACAGGUACCUUUUGUGCGCCCGUAUGCUUCCACUGUCCGAAAUAUCUUCCUUCUCUGGGUUGCGCAAUGGAUCUUUUGGGGUGGAUUUGUUGGUCUUGCUUCGGAUGAGUAUGUGAUUGUGAUCUUAUUCAUGUAUAUGAUGAUUAUGUUGGUCUGUCUGUCUGUCUUGGCUAAUUCGGUCUUAUGGAUCUAG
Aspergillus heteromorphus CBS 117.55 is the source of this 2145-nucleotide messenger RNA. RefSeq lists its product as uncharacterized. Lineage: Eukaryota; Fungi; Ascomycota; Eurotiomycetes; Eurotiales; Aspergillaceae. The transcript is spliced from 2 exons. The record is from RefSeq and is a predicted model, not a curated record. The annotation marks the transcript as partial.